This is a messenger RNA of Danaus plexippus (monarch butterfly), 1634 nucleotides long. RefSeq lists its product as uncharacterized. The record is from RefSeq and is a predicted model, not a curated record. Lineage: Eukaryota; Metazoa; Arthropoda; Insecta; Lepidoptera; Nymphalidae. The transcript is spliced from 14 exons. The coding region runs from base 86 to 1579 and encodes 497 amino acids.
AAAAGCAAAACCUAUCAGCACUUCCCAAAAUAUGUCACAACUUUUUAUAUAGUGUGAACAGAAAUAAAAAAAUAUCCCCAUCAAAAUGAAGUUACAGUUGUUUUUAAUAAUUUGUUUAAGUAAUGUUAUAGCAGAUAGCUUCGUGCCAGUGAUUUCACUGGAACAAAAAGAGAAAGUUAAAAACACAACAACGCAAGAACCCCUUAAGUUCCUUCCAUUUAUAAUGCUCAUCGAUGGCGAAAAAGAUACCAGUGAAUACUGGCGGGAAACGGAAGUGCUUUCGCUGGUGAUGAACAACGAGGCCGAUAUAGAUUACGAUAAAUGCAAUCAGCACAGCCCGGAGAAGACUGUGGUGCAGUUCCCCAGCCAGAGGACGGUGCGACCCAUCUGUAGGACCAAUAAUGAUUUCCAACUGUGUCCUCAGUGUCCCAGAUUCAAUAAUCAAACAGAAUGCGACUUGUUCCGAGAUUCCUGCAAAGAACGCAGCGUACAUCCCUCAGAGUAUCGUACAUAUUGUGAGAAAAAAUACGGCAAAUGGCGGACAAUGUUCCUACCAGCUGAUCCGACAGAAUGUCGUUGUUGUGAUGAAUGUAUAUUUUACAGAGAAUUAGACCAGUCCUGUAUGCAAGAUGAAUAUAACUUUGAGGCAGACGAGUUCCUUCCAGUCACCACUAUAGACUUCAGGGCUGGAUGCAAUCCGUAUUGGGGCCAUCCUGAGCAAGAGUCGAGAGCCCUUCGCUGUGAUAAGAUCUUGAGGAGAUGUGUACCAAUUUCAAUACCGGCACUGCCGAGUGAAACGAUAAAUGUCCGUCGUAGUUACCGUUUCGAGCCGCCCACUUCAGACGACUGCCCGCUCUCCUGUAGAGGCUGGGAAUGUUCUGGCGGACAGGUGGCCGAGGAGCGCUGUCCUCUUGGAGCCUUCCUACCAGACCGGGAGACCUGUAACUGCUGCGGCCGGUGCAGCACCUACCAACAGCUGAACCAAAAAUGCGCUGAGUUCAAGAAAACAGUUCACUUUAUAAAUGGCUCCAAGGAGACGGAGGUGGAGGAAGAAUUUCUCGAGCCGGGUUGUGAUGAUGGACUGGUCUGCAGGCAGGGUUUGUGUCAAGAUAUACAUUCCGUGCCUACCCCGCCAGGGCUAAGGAGGAAGAGGGACGAGAGUCUCAUGGAAGCAAACGAACCUUGUAAGAAAGAGUUGAAGUACUUCAAGAAAAAAUACGGAAAAGAUGGACACUUGCAUUACAACGCCCCUCAAUGUACCCCCCUUUGGCUAUACGCUCCCGUCCAGUGCCGUCGGUUCGUGUGUUACUGUUCGCUAGAGGACGGCACCUUCAUUCAAGGCAUCAAAGUACCUCGAGUUGAAGUUUCCAAUAUGAACUGUGACUGCGUUCGAGAGAAAUGUCGAACGGGUUCGAACGUUGAGUGUGACGGGUACGGGAAUUACAAGGAGGCGAUAUUCUCGCCUCACCUGGAACUCGUUCAUCACGUGGUCUACACCACUACAACCACAAAAAAGAAUUCAGUAAACUUCAGGACGGGCUACGAAGCGGCGCUACCAGCUAAGCCUAUACCAUUCUAGAUUUAUAUACAUUUUUAUUUUUGAUCCUGUCUUAAAUAAAAAGCUUUUCAGCGUA